UAACUUGCAUGAACUUACCCUCGUAGCCAAUUGGAGAGAGAUAAGGAUAGGACAAGGAAGCUGACAGCAUAAAAUACCCACUGCUGGAGCAGCACCUUGGUGUGUGUGGGCAAGCACUUUUUUUUCUUUUUUUUUGGAGUUGGAAAGGCACAACUGCUAGCACUGACAACAACACUUCACCCACCUGUGUACAGAAGCACAGCUACUGUACCUACCCACCUAAAGUCAUCUGAGAGAAGAACGAGCGAGAGAGAGAGACAACACACCCAUUGAACACAGGCCUGGUCGGACUCCAUUCCACAGCUCUGCUCUGGACCAUGGUCCGUCAUACCACCUGUAUCAUGAGCAUCCCUUCCACUGCCAGCAUUGAGAGUCAGCUGCCCACAACAUGGAGCUCCUACCCCUGCCCAGACAUUUCCACAGUGAUGCCCGGUUACACCAGUCGCAUGUGGUCCCAGGACUACAAGCCUCAGUAUUGGUCAAAGUACCUGGUGUGGCAGUGGCUGCAGCAGAUGGUGGACAUGCACCAGAUUGACGCUGCCAGCAUCCACUUCCAGAACUUUGACGUGGACGGCCAUCAACUGUGCAGCAUGACCUACCAGGACUUCACACGGGCCGCAGGCACCGUGGGGCCUAUCCUCUACCAAAGCCUCAACGAGCUCAAAUGGAGGGGACAGUAUCCUGGAGUGGAGUUUAACCCACUGGACAUUAUCAAAUCAGAGCCAGAUGAUUUCCCUUGUCCAUUCCCAGAUCCUAGCAUAUAUCCUGCAGACAUUUUUGAUCCCUCGUGUCAAUGUCUCGCACCUGUGGCAUCACCCACAGACAGUCGCCCUCAUCAGAUCAAAAAACACAACCCCCGGGGGACCCACCUGUGGGAGUUCAUUAGGGACAUUCUGCUGAACCCAGAGCGGAACUCAGGCCUGCUCAAGUGGGAGGACCGGACAGAUGGUGUGUUCCGUUUCCUCAAGUCAGAGGCUGUUGCUCAGCUGUGGGGCAAGAAGAAGAACAACAGCAGCAUGACCUACGAGAAGCUCAGCCGAGCUAUGAGAUAUUACUACAAACGGGAAAUCCUGGAACACGUGGAUGGCCGAAGGCUGGUCUACAAGUUUGGGAAAAAUGCACAAGGAUGGAGGGAGUCAGAAAAGUAAAAGAGUCUGGAGGACACCUCUCCACUAUUUUGUGCCUUUUUUUUGCCUGUCUAUUUAUGUUUGUUUUUUAUUUUAAUGUGUCACUGUGAUGUUUUACUAUGUCGUUGUUUUACAAAGAGGAGCAGAAUGCCUUGUUGCAACUCUUGACAUUUGAUGGAGUUUUUGUAUGAUAUGUUUACAUUUGGUUAAGCAAGACUACAUUUUACAUUUAAUUGCUUACCCAGCUAGCACAUAAAUGUUGAGAACCAAAUGUUUCUUAAAGCUUGGUGACAGUGGGGUUGUCAUAUGGUUAUUUUGCAUACAACCUUCCUACAACUUUCUGGGAAUGGUGCAGGAUAGUUGCUUGACUGUGGAACAUUCUCGGCACAUUUAAGGAACUUGAUUUAUUUUUAUUUUUAUAAUCUUGGUAUUUCAUUUCUUUAACUGAAUGUUUCCUAAAAGUUCAAACAUGGUUGGAUUUAAUGUCAAUUUUGGUAAUGUUCUAGGAAUGUUCUCCAACUAGUUUGACAUUGGGAAUGUUCUCAAAUAGUUCAGAGAAUAUUAAGAAACAACAGUCUUCUGUGGGAUUUUCAGUACUUCAGCAUAAUGUUUUCUGCAGGUUUCCUCAUGGUUAUUUUUAAAGUCAUGUUCUCAGAACGUUAAGAUAAUGUUCCAUAAAAACCACAAGAACAUUAGUAACAUUCAAAUAACUUUCUAAGAAUGUUAUUUAAAAACAUUUCAUUCUUAGCAUCAACAAAACUGUUUCUCCUCUAUCUUGUUAAGUGUGUUCAGGUGUGUUGGCCUCACCCACUUAUUGGUCACACCUGAUCUUUAUUAAUGCUUGUUUCCUUUCAAAUGGGGUCUGUUUGAAUAGACUAAAAUGAACAUGGUAUGCUAGCUCUAUCCUGGUUGCGCAGUGGAGUAAUUCCAUGGAUAGAGAACUGAAGACUAUAGGUACUGAAUUUCACUGACGUUGUGCCACAACAAAAAAUACAUGCGUUUGCAAAUUCAUUUCUGUGUCCUAUCUAGGGUUGCAAAGGGAGGGUAUUGUACUGGAAACUUUCAAUUAUGUAAUCUACCACAAGAUCCUGUAUCUACUGGUCUUUUGGGGGUAUUUCAUAAUAUCACCGGUGUCUGUAAUUCUCUCUGUCCUUUUUUCUGGCCUUAUCACAUGGAAAAUAUAUGAAAUAAUUAAAUACAAUUAUUUAAAAAUAAAAUGAAUGAGAAAGCUGUGAAAUAUCAUCCUAAAUAUAAACCAUCCAACUUAGUGAAUACCAUUGGUGCAUUUUUAUUUAUUUUACUACGUCAACAUGUAUUUUUUAUGAAUGUUUUUGCCUCAAACUGGUGAAAGUUGUGAUUAAAUGUUGAUUAGAUGCUUUUUGAUUAGAUGUUUGUUGAUUAGAUGCUUUUCUAGGCUAUUUUCUCUUCACCCAUAUGGUCUAUCUAUUAGAAACUUAUGGACAAUAUGGACACAGAUAUAUAAAUGAACACUAUAUAUGAACAUAUCUUUUUUAAGAUAUUCAAGUAUAAAUUACCAAAGUUACGAUAGAUUGCAAUAGAUUUUCUGUUAAUUACCAAAAUUAAUUAAGAUUUCUGAAACUUUGGUACCGAUAGGACUAGGUUUGCAAAGCAUUCUGUGCUUGGAGUUCAAAACAGUUAACCCAAACUGUUAUUAAAAUUAUUUUCAAGAAAGUAACCUUUACAUUUUUUUCAAAACAUUCAGAGAAUGUUCUCAGAACUUUAUUUAAUUACCUUCAAAUAACCAACCGUUUCCGUUCUCAGAACAUAGAAAAAACAGCAAGUAUUUCAGGGAAUCAUAGUAAAACAUUCUCAGAACCUCCCUGAAACCUGGUUCGGAUCCAAGAUGUAUCACGUCUGGCUGUGAUUGAGAGUCCCAUGGGGGUGGCAGGUAGCUCACAUUGGUCUAGUAAUGAUACCAUUAUACUUUUACAUGGUUAUGGAAAAUAGAGACCAGUCAUAUAAUACGAUAUGUGAGUGAAUUGUUUCUAAGGGUAUGCAAAAUUAAGCGCACAUAAAUGUUGGGGUAGAUUAAAACAAACGAUUAAUGAUUUGAGGGAGUACAAUGGACUUAUCAAGACUUAUCAAGAUCAUGUUUUGUUUGUAGUUAAAACCUUUGGGUUGCUGAUUAUGAUAUUAGUAUAUCGAAUGCUAAAUAAAUUGACAUUUCUCUUCCAGGAGAAUGGGGGUAGUCAUUUUCUCUGUUUGGAAUGUUUCCUCAGGCUGUGUGUGGUCUUGGAAGAGGGGUUAGUGAAAUUUGGCAGUUUUAUAGGCAUAAAGGUAUCCGGAUUCAGUCGUUAAGAGGAGUUACCAGGUUACAUAAGGCCUGGCCAUUUUUGUUUGUUUUUGACCUAUGGUUUAACACACACACACAACUUAUUGGGUAUGAAUACGGGUUAAUGCCUAGGUAUCUUAAAGGGGCACACACACAAAUGGAAUUUUCAGAAGUGUUUCUUUUCUGAGUUUUAAUAACACAUAUUAAUUAUUUUGAUUUAAAAAAUGUACUGAAGAAACUUACUGUAAACCUAGGAGACGAAAUGUAUGACAUGUUUGACAGUUUUUUAGAUAAUUGGUCAAAUAGAGAAAGUAACAGAGUUUGAAUGACCUCUGACCUCUGUCUUGACUUUCUAGUGUGGUUUGAUCGCCCUCACUGGAAUGCCGAGAGACAUUGGAUGAUGAUUUAAAGGUCAUAUUUAAUACUGGUUUAAAAGUAAUUUGUAAUACUGAUAAUUCCGGAGAAGUUUUAUAACUAAUAGGACCACAAGAAGGUUAGACCUAUCUCUAGUCUAUUUUUACUAUGAGGAUAUGGGUAAAACAAAAAUGUUGUAGGAGUUAGGGUAGUAUUUGAUUUGUAGUGUUGUUUUUACACAUUAGUCACUAUGGUGAAUUAUGCGUCAAGAUGGGGGAAUUACAUUCUUUUCUUUUUUGGGGGAGUUUGAAGUUCACACCUUGAGUGAUAUGUAGGGAUGUAUAGAGUGAUGUAUGAAGGAUUGUAUUGUUGCGUUGUUUGUUCUGUUUUGGUUUGAUAAAUCUCACCAGAUUGGGUCUGCUGGAUGAUCAGCAUCAUUUCCUGACUGACUGAAUGAUCCAAUGACUAAUGAGGUUGACGGUGUGAUAAGGGAGUAUAAACUAAUUUGGAACAUUGAUUCAACAGAAUGUGAUAUUUUUUUCUUUGACACGUGUUUUAGAGAUUUCCAUUAAGAAUAUUGGUAGUAGUAAUAAUUUGAAUUGUUCUUCUGAUUUGUCCUUUCUUGAGGUUAUGGUGGCGAUGGUAUUUAGAUGCAUAGGAGGGAUAAUUUGACCAAACAGGGUGUGGACCUCAAAACCCCUCUAACCGGCUGAAGAAAUGGCUUUCACUACAGCCCUGUCCUGCACCACUUCUAUCUAGAGACCGGAGUCUGAGCCAGCAAACGGUGUACAGCAUCCAGUUGAAGUUAUCAAAUGUUUUUCACUCAGGAGUGCAACAGAAGUCCACGUGGAAUGAGCAUGGAGAGAGAUCUGUUCCAAAACUUCUCAUAUUGCUGGUUGGCAAAUGGACAAGACUUAAUGAGUUGUGGUGGGGUUCAGGUGAGACCUUUGAAAUUGGGACAUUAUCAUGGGCCAUCCACCUUGAACUGUGAAGUUAUCUGAAGAAGAAAAUUAAGAAAAAUGCCAGAAGAUUAAGUGCUGGAGAAGGGAGGGGGUUGGUCAACUUUACCUGUAAUUAUUUUAGACUUGGAGGUCGACACUGCUAAACUUAUAGUGAUUUAGGCUAAGAAUGCAUUGAGAUACUGAUCUGUAAUUAUAACCCUGAUUAGGAACUUAAUACUAUAAUUAUGAGAUUAAUAUAUUGUAGGGUAAUAUAAAUGUACAUUCUGCCAGUGUUAAAUUGAGGGUUUUUGAUUUUGAAUGAUACAACCAAUGUGAAUUUGUUGGAUGAUUAAUUGAGUUUGAAUUAGGAUUUGGAAACUGAAUGAUUUCCCUGACCUAUUCCCUAUUCCUGACUACAUUUCUGAUGAGGACCCCAAUCCUGAGCAUAAGGACCCAGAUGUGGAGCCCACACUGAAUGUACAAGGUGCCCAGAGAGUGGUGUCUGUCACGCUGACCCCUGUCUUUGUGCAAAGUGCCAGUGUGACGACUGACCUAUUUCCUGUAAUGAAUCAGGUGUGAUUACAUGUUUUAUGUUUCAUUUUCUAUUCCAGAUUGACUGUCUAAAGCUCAGCAACCAAAAGAAAGGUUGUUUACUAUGGAUGAAAUAUCAGGCACUAGAAAUAUGUACUUGUUUGUUUGAAUUUAUGUUUAACAAUAAUCAUGUAAUGCUUGUAUACUUACAUUUUUUGUGGAAGAAGCUAAGCUUCGAGAGGGGAAUGUCAGGGAAAAUUGACAUACUUACCUGAUUUGUUUGAUAUUAAUAGUAAUUUAUAUUUAACUAAGACUGAGUCUGGCCUGCUAAUGCUGAGUUUUUAUGGUGUCCACUCUAGCACCCUGCAGCUCGUCUGGGUGUCGGGGACAUGGUUUUUACUAGAGAUAGCUUGAAGCUGACGAUUGAUAUCUCGGUGAUAAAAAAAAACAGCCACAUUCCAGUCUAUCAUUAGUGGUGUAUGUGAGACAUAUGUCUCUGGUCUAACUGGGCCUGCAUGCUAUAGAUGAGAUUGAGGCUCUCUCUAUGGUUCUUAGACAUCCUGGCAUCUGGGAGUCAGCACCAGAGGCAGAUGACCAUAGGAUGAACCCAAAGUGGCUUAUCGUGUGCCCCAAUCUAUAUGGGAUGGGUGGAACCAAGCAUUCUGGGUAUAAGCUUUAUGAACUGUGCAUUGUCUGUAUGAUUCAGACUCUCAGCCUAA
Messenger RNA from Oncorhynchus keta (chum salmon), 5965 nucleotides. RefSeq names its product ETS homologous factor-like. Lineage: Eukaryota; Metazoa; Chordata; Actinopteri; Salmoniformes; Salmonidae. Gene Ontology annotation, molecular function: sequence-specific DNA binding; DNA-binding transcription factor activity, RNA polymerase II-specific. Gene Ontology annotation, cellular component: nucleus. Gene Ontology annotation, biological process: cell differentiation; regulation of transcription by RNA polymerase II. The coding region runs from base 318 to 1148 and encodes 276 amino acids. The transcript has 9 exons. The record is from RefSeq and is a predicted model, not a curated record.